Cladophialophora psammophila CBS 110553 is the source of this 1347-nucleotide messenger RNA. RefSeq lists its product as uncharacterized. The transcript has a single exon. Bases 1 to 1347 code for a protein of 448 amino acids. The record is from RefSeq and is a predicted model, not a curated record. NCBI's taxonomy places the organism in Eukaryota, Fungi, Ascomycota, Eurotiomycetes, Chaetothyriales, Herpotrichiellaceae.
AUGCCAGUUCUCGCCAACUUUCGCAGAAAACUUUCACGAACCAAGUCCGCACCUGACCCAGUUGAAGUAGUGGAAGAGAAUCGGGCCAAAUUGCAGCCAUGGCCCAGCAAAGCAUUAUCUUUGACACCCUCGGACGAACAGCUCGUCUCGAAACUGGCUUUCACUCCCGACACAGCAAUUAUCGAACGACCACCUCGCCAACAGACCCCCUCGGUUGGGACGAGGUGGUCCGAAAGGACAAUCUUCAACAAUGUCGAGUCGGGCUUUCUGUCACUGCCGACAGAGCUAUUGAUGUUUCUCCAGCAAUACUUGAACCCCAGCAGCGAGGUCGCUCUCCGUCAUAGUUGCUCCAGGUUCUUUCAUCUGUACAGCACACCAUCUUUUGUCUUGACAGGGAAAGAGCUGUUCGAUUUUCUCUGCAUGACUGAACGCGAUCAGGACCCCGCUGAACUGGAUAGGUUGGUGUGCGGCAAGUGUCAAACGCUGCAUAUCCGGUCUACUUUUCCUAUCCCAGAGAUCAAGCAGGAACCCACCUUCCGAGAUUGCAGACAGGUCUGGUUAUGUCCGCACCGUCACUUUGGUUACCAGAAGACGAUCCGCAACAUCAAGGCCGGUGUGGAGUCGCCAUUUCGGGUUGAGACGCUUGAACCCUGUUCGAGGUGCAGAAACUCCAUUCGCAACCGGUCUGUUGCUGACCGACCGGAGAAAGGCACCUCAGUCAUGGAUUUGGAAAAUUCAAAAGCAGAAUCUCUUUUGAUCUCCAAAGUUGCCCUCCUUCAAGCGCCGUCGCCUCUAUACAACACAAGAACAACCGGUGGUAGUGGCAUGUACAAAGAAGUGUUUCAGGUCAAGGACGUUUCAAGCGCGCUCCAAGCGAUCGAUUUCCGGCUUUGCCCUCAUUUGAAGCUGGGUGACCCCUACAUCCUUAGCAAAUUUUGCAGGGCAUGCAUUAAUACCCAGCGCCUCCCACCAGGGGUCAAGGGCCCACCGUGUAUCAACGAGUCAAAGCGAGAGUUUAGAGACGGCCGCGCUGGUGCAAGGUGUAAAGGCACCUGCUUUACUCGAGGUUGCAAGACACAAUUUAUGUUUCAGGCUCGUGAAAGUCUUUCACCUGAUGCAUCUGGGAGACGACAAGUUUGGCUCAUUGUUGUCAUCUAUCGCUGGCUUGGUCCACUCCUGACCGCUGGACGGGAUGCAACCUGGACUGCCCAUGCUACCGAUCAUCAAGAACGGAAGGAGAUGCGCGUGAAAUGGGCAGAAUGGGAAAAAUCAAAUCGAUCUGGAAGACAAUGCAUGCCGAACUGGAGCAUAUGCCUUCUUCAUCCAGAAGACUCGAAUUUACGAUAA